Messenger RNA from Sapajus apella (tufted capuchin), 2225 nucleotides. RefSeq names its product kelch like family member 38 (gene KLHL38). The transcript has 4 exons. Bases 145 to 1977 code for a protein of 610 amino acids. Gene Ontology annotation, molecular function: protein binding. The record is from RefSeq and is a predicted model, not a curated record. Lineage: Eukaryota; Metazoa; Chordata; Mammalia; Primates; Cebidae.
UAGCCCUGGAAUGUAUACACUGUCUCCCUGCCCAGCAGUCCUUGCACAAAGCUCUAGAAAACUAUGAAAGUGCCUUCAGCAUAAACAAAUCCAGAAACCUCCCAGGACAAAUCAUUUGCCAACUGAAGGAAAGGCUUGGGGUUUAUGGUUUCUCUCGGAGCUAGAGGUAGAAACUCUCUGGGGAGACAAGCCAGACCAGGCAUCAGUGGAUGUCACUGCAGCAAAACAAGGAUGGACAAGGAGUCACCAGAUGGGCUGCUCUUCAAAGACCAUGACUUCUCUUCUGACUUGUUGAGGCAACUCAACAGCUUAAGGCAAAGCAGGAUUCUGACUGAUGUGAGCAUCUGUGCCGGUGCCUGGGAGAUCCCCUGCCACCGCAACGUGCUGGCCUCCAGCAGCCCCUACUUCAGGGCUAUGUUCUGCAGCAGCUUCCGGGAGAAGAAUGAAGCCAAAGUGCAGCUGAAAGGCAUUGACUCCCCAACCCUGGACCAAAUUGUCUCCUACGUGUACACAGGGGAAGUGCGCAUCACCGCGGACAAUGUGCUCCCCGUGAUGGAGGCUGCCUCCAUGCUACAGUUCCCAAAGCUGUUUGAGGCCUGCUCCUCAUACUUGCAAAGGCAGCUGGCCCCCAGCAACUGCCUGGGCAUGAUCAGACUCUCAGAAAUCUUAAGCUGCGAGACCCUCAAGAAGAAAGCCAGGGAAGUGGCACUGACGUCCUUCCCAGAGGUGGCCACGUCAGCUGACCUGAAGGAGCUCUGUGCUUUGGAGUUGAGAGACUAUCUCGGAGAUGAUGGGCUCUGUGGGGAGGAGGAAAAGGUGUUUGAGGCUCUCAUGGUUUGGAUUAAGCAUGACCUCCAGGCCCGGAAGCGGUACAUGCAGGAACUGUUCAAGCAGGUCAGGCUGCAGUACAUCCACCCGGCCUUCUUCUACCACUUCAUCGCCAAUGAUGCCCUCCUGCAGUCAUCACCUGCAUGCCAGAUCAUCUUGGAGACGGCCAAGAGACAGAUGUUCUCUUUGUGUGGCACCAGUGCCCCAGACUGCAAACUCCUGUUGCAUGUCCCUCCGAGAAGCUCUUACCAAGAUUUCCUCAUCCUUUUGGGUGGAAGGAAGGACAGCCAGCAGACCACCAGGGACGUCUUACUAUACAGCAAACAGACCGGCCAAUGGCAGAGCCUUGCUAAACUCCCGACCCGGCUGUACAAGGCCUCUGCCGUCACCUUGCACCGGAGCAUCUACGUGCUGGGGGGCAUGGCUGUCAGCUCAGGGAGGAGUCUGGUCAGUCACAACGUCUACAUCUACUCCCUGAAACUCAAUCAGUGGAGGCUGGGGGAGCCCAUGCUGGUGGCCCGCUACUCCCACAGAAGUACCGCCCAUAAGAACUUCAUCUUCUCCAUCGGGGGGACUGGAGAAGGACAGGAGCUCAUGGGCUCCAUGGAAAGGUAUGACAGCAUUUGCAAUGCCUGGGAGAGUAUGGCCAGCAUGCCCGUGGGUGUGCUCCACCCUGCAGUUGCCGUGAAAGACCAAAGACUCUACCUCUUUGGAGGAGAGGACAUCAUGCAGAACCCUGUGCGCCUUAUCCAGGUCUAUCACAUUUCCAGAAACUCAUGGUUCAAAAUGGAGACAAGAAUGAUCAAGAAUGUGUGUGCCCCUGCAGUGGUGCUUGGGGAGCGGAUUGUCAUUGUGGGAGGUUACACAAGGAGGAUUCUUGCUUAUGACCCUCAAACCAACAAAUUUGUAAAAUGUGCGGACAUGAAAGACCGGAGGAUGCACCACGGGGCCACAGUGAUGGGAAACAAGCUCUACGUGACGGGCGGGCGGCGCCUGACCACGGACUGCAACAUUGAGGACUCCGCCUCCUUUGACUGCUACGACCCCGAGACGGACACCUGGACAUCCCAGGGGCAGCUGCCGCACAAGCUCUUUGACCACGCCUGCCUCACUCUCCAGUGCAUACCCCGCAUGUCCGCCCUCCCAUGAGGUCAGCAAGAAACCUUCCGUCCUACUCAAGAUGCCUCCUGUUGCAAGGGACACAAACCCAGCUCCAAAGGGCUUAACCCUAAGAGACUGCAGGGAGAGCUCACAAGACUGAGGUAUCACAGUCGGGAGGCCUGGAACUCGGCAUAGCAUUGCCAGAACCCUCUCUCUGUCCUCUCCCUCUCUCACUGUCUCUCUCCCCCACCUCCAUCUCUCUCCUUUAUCAGUCUCUGUCUCUCCGCAUUCUCUCU